Messenger RNA from Amborella trichopoda, 4129 nucleotides. It is a transcript of the gene MLH3, whose product is annotated as MUTL protein homolog 3. Gene Ontology annotation, cellular component: mismatch repair complex. The record is from RefSeq and is a predicted model, not a curated record. Lineage: Eukaryota; Viridiplantae; Streptophyta; Magnoliopsida; Amborellales; Amborellaceae. Gene Ontology annotation, biological process: mismatch repair. Gene Ontology annotation, molecular function: ATP hydrolysis activity; ATP binding; ATP-dependent DNA damage sensor activity.
ACUUCAUAUUGCACCAUCAUUUCAUUUUAAAGCACUCAUAAAAACUAAUGUUUCUUUCCCUAAUAAAGGAUUAACCUGUUUGCCGCCAUUGUCGCGCAAUUCUCAGGCUUCUCAAACUCACUUCGACACUGCAUUUCUUUUCUGGCACGUUAAAUUCUCUCUCUCUCUCUACUCAGUUCCUGGCUACAUUUUUUUUACAGUGUAAAUGAAGUGCAUUGAGCGCCUUCCAAGAUCUGUUUGCAGUUCCUUGCGCUCUAGUGCAAUUCUGUUUGACUUGCCAAAAGUUGUGGAGGAGCUGAUCUAUAAUAGUGUGGAUGCGAGAGCUACAAAGGUACAUGUCUCUGUAAGCAUUGGGACAGGCUACAUAAAAGUAGACGAUGACGGAUGUGGUAUCACACGGGAAGAUUUGGUGCUUCUCGGGGAAAGAUACGCAACAUCAAAGCUUCACUCUUUGGCUGAACUUGAUGCCAGUAUUGAAAGCUUGGGGUUCAGAGGAGAGGCAUUGAGUUCUCUCUCUGAUGUCUCGCUUUUAGAAGUCAUCACAAAGGCUCGUGGAAGGGCAAAUGCUUACCAUAAAGUCAUUAAGGGUUGCAAGUGCCUAUCUUUAGGAAUUGAUGGUCAUAGGCAAGAUGUUGGUACAACAGUUAUAGUUCGUGAUUUAUUUUACAAGCAGCCUGUUCGAAGAAAGUAUCUGCAAUCCAGCCCUAGAAAGGUGUUGCACUCGGUCAAGAAAUGUGUACUUCGAUUUGCCCUUCUUCACCCUGAAGUUUCAUUUAAAGUCACAGAUCUUGAAAGUGAAGAUGAAUUGCUCUGCACGUUUCCAUCCUCGUCUCCCCUACCUUUAGUAACUAAGAGUUUUGGUGAAGAGGUUUCGAGUCAUUUACAGAAAGUAGACUAUUCUAGAGGUGCACUGAGGAUAUCUGGUUACUUAUCGAAUCCAGCUGAUGCUUUUUCCACAAAGGUUUUACAAUAUAUAUACAUCAAUUCGCGGUUUGUAAGCAAAAGCCCGAUACACAAGUUGCUGAAUAGAAUGGCAGUUAGUUUUCAAUAUUCUUUGGUUUCUGGGAUCGGGGAAUCUCUAUGUCAAGGGAAGCAGUCUGCAAUCAAGGAGGCACGUCAUUUGCCAUCAUAUCCUGCAUAUAUACUGAAUUUACGUUGUCCGCUUGCUACUUAUGACCUAACUUCUGAACCAUCGAAGACGAUUGUAGAAUUCAAGGAUUGGGUACUUGUACUCUCCUUUAUUGAGAAAGCUAUAAGCCACUAUUGGAGACAAGAUCCAGUUCAUGUCUUGCCAGGAAGUUCUCUGGGCACUGAAGAUGACUCCUGGAAAGAAGAAAAGUCAGAAAGACGCAGCAAUAAAAAUCCUUUGGAAGAAGCCUGGCUGAAGCAUGACUCCUCUACUGCAGAUUCAUAUGAAGACAUUGGCAAAAAGAAAUGUAAAAUUCAGCAUUUUCAGGAUCCUGAAACAAUGAUGGAAGAAAAUGGCAUUUCAACCCACAAGAGAAGUUUCAGGACACCAUUGAGAAAAUCACACAAAGUGAGCCCUUGUAAAGGUGACUCCUUUGAAAGGAACAGUCAUGUAUGGGAAAGUGGACUUCAAAUUAUUUGGGGGGGCCAUGGAUGCAAAGUUCUCAGAAGAAUCCGUGGUGACAAAGGCCGGGAAUGCAUUGAAAAAGAUAGCACUCUAGAAUUGAGAUUGGAAAAUAGUCAUGAUAACACUAGAUUGAAUAAAAGAUCAAGAACAAGCACAGAAAGAUGUUAUUACUUUGAAGAUUCAGAUGAGAAAAAGCCAUUUCUGUCAAGAUGCCCCAGGAAACUUGAAACACUGGCUUCCAAACCUCUCCAUUUUCCAGGAAAUAUGUUAGACAGUUCUGGCUUAUUAUAUAAUGAAGGGAGAUUUGAAGGUCAGUUUGAUCAUUACGCAUAUGAAUCGAAAGUGCCCACCUUUUAUGAUAGUCUUGACGUAGCUGAUGUUGAACUUGGGAAAGAAAGUUCUGAUUUUUAUUCUGUGAUUCCUUUACUACCUAAAAUUGCAUCAUCUCAGCAAUCGCCUUUAGCUCUAUAUAAGUACCAGGACACUGGAAAGGUAGACCUGCCAUCGAGGGGCUUCAUAAAUCCUCACUAUUGGAAAGACAUGCGAUCAAUAGAGGAACAAAUUGCUUGUGGUGGGUUAUUUUCACAAGAUUUGGAGAAAGGCCCAGAUAGUGAAUCUGUUAAUUCUCGGUGGUGUAUUAGAUCUCCAGAUUCUGAUACCGAAGGGAUCAAAGUUGGAGGGGAUUUUGAGAACUGUGUAAGCUCUAGUGGCUUGAGUGCUCAAAAGGUGAAGGACAACUUUGUUAGUUAUAGUCCCAGGGAAAAUAGUUAUAUGGGAGGAGCACUUUACGUUUCAAGUUGUUCACUUGGUGAUUCCUAUUUCAGCAGCUGCAAUAGUCCAGAAAGAAAGUUACACAGACCUCUAAGAAAUAGAAGUCACUUGGAUGGGAUCUUCGAUGAAGGAAGUGGAAGGCUUCGCUUGCUUAGUUCUCCGAUGGACUCGUUAGAUUUAGGUGCUGGUGUAGCAAAUGAUACUGAAAAUUUUCCAACCGCUUUUGAGAGUUCACAUUUUUACAAUGGCCUAGGAAGGAAGAAGAAAGGAAGUUCAAAAAAAUACAAAGAUGAUCAGUGUGAAGAAGUUUCGAAGUCCAGAACAAGAAGAAGCAGUUCUGCUCCACCAAUUUACCGUGGCAAGAGAAAGUUUUCAUUCUCAAGUAAUGUAAUGGCUGUCACUCAUGGACAGGAAUUUCCAGUUUGUAGGAGCACAGAACAAAUUCCAUCGCUGCCUGAUGGUGCAUCAGAGCAGUAUCCUGAGCUGAUGGAUUGUUCACUAACUUGUUUCAGGCAAUCCCCAGAGAGGAAGCCCAGUCAGAUGGAAAUAUCAAAUGAGACAGAAAGGAGUGGAGUUUUAGAAAGAUCUCAAUCCAUUCCAAUGUGUCGUGAUACUGAUGUUGUUGAUGAUUCCAUAAAUGCUUUGACAAAGUGGCGGAGUGCUGAUUCACAGGCUACAGUGGAGCAUCUCAACAAAAUGCAAAUGGACACGGAUAAACCACGAUUUAAACCUGGAUAUGAUGAUAGCAUCCUGGAUAUAUCUUCAGGACUGCUGCAUCUUGCCAGUUCUUCCUUGAUUCCUGAAUCAAUCAGUAAGGAUUGCCUUGACAAUGCAAAGGUCCUCCUUCAGCUGGAUAAAAAAUUCAUCCCAGUCACUGCUGGUAGAUAUCUUGCUAUUAUUGAUCAGCAUGCUGCAGAUGAACGCAUUCGUUUAGAAGACCUGCGUGAAAAGGUGCUCCUUGGUGAAGGGAAAACAAUUACCUAUUUGGAUUGUGAACAAGAAUUAGUGCUUCCGGAGGUCGGGCACCAGUUACUUCAGAACUAUGCAGAGCAGAUUCAGAGUUGGGGUUGGGUGUGCAAUUUCAACACUGGUGGAAACGGAUCUUUCACCAAGAACCUGAACCUUCUCCAGAGGCAGGGGCAGAGGCAGGGACAGUCCUUUAAAGCUACUCUUCUUGCUGUUCCCUGUAUCCUGGGGAUCAAGCUCUCUGACAAGGAUCUUAUAGAAUUUAUUGAUCAGCUUGUGGAGACAGAUGGGUCAUCAACAGUACCUCCGUCAGUGCUGCGAAUACUCAACUUUAAAGCAUGCAGAGGUGCCAUCAUGUUCGGGGAUUCCUUGUUACCUUCUGAAUGCUCGCUCAUAGUGGAGGAACUCAGGGCAACAUCCCUUUGUUUCCAGUGUGCUCAUGGACGACCAACUACUGUACCAUUGGUGAACUUGGAAGCUUUGCACAAGCAGCUGUCCGACCUUGGAACCUUGAAUAAUCAGUUCGAGGAGGAAUGGCAUGGGUUGAAAAGAAGUAAACCGAGUCUAGAACGUGCCAAGCUUCAGUUAAGUACUGCAAAGAUUCAGAGAGGAACAGAUUGAUCUUUAUUUCAAGCAUUGGGCUGAUGUGUACUUGUGUGAUUACAUUCAUUGUAAAAUUCUAUUCGUUUGUGUUAUACACAUUGUGACAAUUUCUAAUAAGAUUUGGAGUCUUCCAUUCAUUGUAUGUAAUUUUUUUUUAAAAAAAAUCUACUAAAUAUGCACAAAAUCCUUGAAUUU